AUGCGCGUUGUGCAAUUUUAAAAAUCCCUAACCCUAAACCCUAAUUCCUUAAGUGAGAUUGGGAAAUCUACCAAAUGCCACAGGUAUACUCGACCAAAUAACAAUAGAUUAUGGUUAAAUAUCUGUUGUGAUGGCCUGCCUUAUACUCUAAUAAUUAUGAAGAUGGUGUUUGAUUAUGUCACAUGCAGUCAUUGCCGUUUGGAGUUACAUGGAAGAGAUGAAUUAAAUACACACAUGGAAGAAAAGCAUCUCCUCCAAGAAAAGUUUUUCGGAGAAUUUGACUGGGUUCUUCUUAUUAGAAUAUGCGAUGGACAUUUUGAGAUGAACUUGGUCAAAUCCCUUGAUGAACUUCUUUGGGACAUAUGCUACAACUUGCUCAAAAACUUGGAUGGAGGUCUGAAAGCGCCUUGGCAAGUGCCAAGAAAUGUCAUGAUUAUCAUAAAGCAUGGCAAACUCAGCUCGUUUUUUUACCUUGGAACCUUAAAAGAGUUGCUAGUUGUCUAUGUCCGCGAUCAUCUAGCAGAUGCAGCACAUUUCCCAUCGCCAGAAGAUUUUAUAUCAUAUGUUGAGAAGAACUCAAAUGCAAACAAACGUUUCAUGUAUGAAAUUGUUGUGUAUAUAUUCUCAGGCUAUUUUGAACUUUCGUGGCGGAAUAAGGAGGAACAAUGCAGCUCUAGUUGA
This is a messenger RNA of Owenia fusiformis, 681 nucleotides long. Lineage: Eukaryota; Metazoa; Annelida; Polychaeta; Sabellida; Oweniidae. The record is from the annotation of a GenBank genome assembly.